Molecule: messenger RNA, 3437 nt
Organism: Gymnodraco acuticeps
Lineage: Eukaryota; Metazoa; Chordata; Actinopteri; Perciformes; Bathydraconidae
Product: potassium voltage-gated channel subfamily B member 1-like
Biological process (GO): protein homooligomerization; potassium ion transmembrane transport
Cellular component (GO): membrane; voltage-gated potassium channel complex
Molecular function (GO): delayed rectifier potassium channel activity; protein binding
Source: RefSeq, a predicted model, not a curated record
CUCACUCACAGCGGAGCGGCCAGAGUGCUCCCGGCUGCUCUCUGAACAGAACUUGUUGAUUCGCCACAGUAGGGGGUGAUCAGGGAGGACUGGAUACGGAGACAUUUGUGUAAAACAAUUAUAUUUUUCAACAUGUCGCCACGUAGCUCAUGAUGCCUCCACCAGGUCCCAGCAGAGCACCGGAGACCUGCGCGGACAAUACAAGUUUUUACGGGUUUACUCUUGAAAUGUUGCUGAUAUCCGUCCAUGUGGUGAUUCGGGAUGAAAAUGAGACACUCACAAGAAGAAUUGAGGAGGGACCCUGAUGCGGUCGUCUACACUCUACAGGACCAUGUCUUCUUAAACUGCCGGACUCUAUCCGACAGUCUUUUCAAGUGACCGAGGAACUUGAGUGAAGAUGAACAAAGAGGGGUCUCACUCACAGUCCUCGCUGCCGGAUGCCAUGGACAUCAUCCGCAGCAAGACCCUGGCCCGCCGGGUGAGACUCAACGUCGGGGGUCUCCUCCAUGAAGUCCUGUGGAGGACACUGGACAGGCUGCCCCGCACGAGACUGGGCAAACUGAGAGACUGCAACACCCACGACGGCAUGAUGGAGAUAUGUGACGACUACAGCACGGAGAACAACGAGUACUUUUUCGACAGACACCCCGGUGCCUUCACCUCCAUUCUGAACUUCUACCGCACCGGGAAGUUGCACAUGAUGGAGGAGAUGUGCGCCUUGUCCUUCAGCCAAGAACUGGACUUCUGGGGCAUCGACGAGAUCUACCUGGAGUCCUGCUGCCAGGCCAGGUACCACCAGAAAAAGGAGCAGAUGAACGAAGAGCUGAAAAGAGAAGCGGAGAGCAUGAGAGAAAGGGUCGGAGAGGAGUUUACGACCACAUGCUGUUCCGAAACGAGGCAGAAGCUGUGGGACCUCAUGGAGAAGCCCAGCUCAUCAUUCGCUGCUAAGGUCCUGGCAAUUAUCUCCAUCCUCUUCAUUGUGUUGUCUACCAUUGCCUUGUCUCUGAACACCCUUCCAGAGCUGCAGGGCACAGAUGAGUUUGGUCAAUCCACAGACAACCCCGCACUGGCCCAUGUGGAAGCUGUGUGUAUCGCCUGGUUUACCAUGGAGUACCUGCUCCGCUUCAUCUCCUCCCCAAGCAAGUGGAAGUUCUUUAAGGGUCCUCUAAAUAUCAUCGACCUGCUGGCCAUCUUGCCCUACUACGUCACCAUCUUCCUGACAGAAUCCAACAAGAGUGUGCUGCAAUUUCAGAACGUUCGUCGCGUGGUUCAGAUUUUCCGGAUCAUGCGGAUCUUGCGCAUUUUGAAGCUGGCUCGUCACUCUACAGGUCUCCAAUCUCUGGGAUUUACUCUCAAGAGGAGUUAUAAUGAGCUGGGCCUGCUUAUUCUCUUCUUAGCCAUGGGCAUCAUGAUAUUCUCCAGUCUAGUGUUCUUUGCAGAAAAGGAUGAAGAGGAUACCAAGUUCAAAAGCAUCCCAGCUUCCUUCUGGUGGGCUACCAUUACUAUGACAACAGUUGGCUAUGGAGAUAUUUACCCAAAAACCCUGCUGGGAAAGAUAGUUGGGGGUUUGUGCUGUAUCGCUGGAGUACUGGUGAUAGCCCUGCCUAUCCCCAUUAUCGUGAAUAACUUCUCUGAGUUCUACAAGGAGCAAAAGAGGCAGGAGAAAGCUGUUAAAAGAAGGGAGGCUCUGGAGAGGGCUAAGAAAAACGGUAGCAUUGUUUCUAUGAACAUGAAAGACGCACUUGGCCGCAGUGUAGAGCUCAUGGAUAUAAUGGUGGAAAAAAGUGAUGAAAAUAAGGAGAAGGGACAAGAUAAUCACAUUCCUCCAAGUUUGGAAACAGAGACACCUAAACUCAAGUCACAUAUGAGCCCGCGCAGCCCCACCAAGACCCUCGAAUCGAGUUACCAAGAGCAGGCCAAGCCGUCAAGCAGUCCUCAGCAUCUUAGCGCACAGAAACUGGAGGAAACAUACAACAAGAUGACUGGGGUCUCGCCACAACCCGACCUCAUAAAGAAAAAAGGCCCACUGCCUAAAAUAGUUAGGCAGAGAGCUGAAUUAGAGAUGGGAACCAUCCCCGCUGAAGCCAUCUUAAGCAAAAGAGAGACAGUUUCAGACAUGAGGAGCAUGUCCAGCAUUGACAGCUUCAUCACCUGCGCCACUGACUUCCCUGAAAGCUCUCGUUUUUCACACAGCCCCAUCAGAAGCAUGCUAGGUAGAGUCAGCACCAAUCCUAGCCUGGAGCCCACCUUGGAGAAUGAGCAUGAAGGAUCCCAGGGCACCACCACCCCCUUGACAGGGCGAGGCACUAAGCUGGGUCCGUACUCUGACAGGCCCAGAGAUCUGCGCUCAAACAACCCGCUCAAAAGCCACUCGCUCAAUGUUAACUUCAGAGCUGGGGAGGAUUCAGGGACAGGGGCCUUCUCAGACAGCUCGUCAGUCCAGAGCCCUGAGGUGUCCGUCUACACAACUGCCAGAAGCAGCACUCCCAGCAAGAGCCCGGAGAACUUACCGCCCAACAGCCUCUUCACAUUCCACGACGCAUCCGUCAAUACAUUCAUAGAUGCUGACACAGACGAGGAAGAGCACAUGCAUGAUGGUUCAGGCAACAACACAUCCCAAAGACUCCAUCCAGCCAGCCAUCACUCCAGCUUCCAGCAAGGUCCCAACCAUAUGGAGGGUCUGCAGAGGAGGCUGGGGAACAGGAAACUGCCGCUGGAAGGACAGGAGAACCAUGUGGCUCAGGAACUACAGCCACUUCAGGGAGAGAACAGCCACUCUAAAGCUUACAAUAAGUGAGAGACCAUGAAGGAGGAAGCCACUAUGGAAGUACAAGAAGCACAAUGAACUCAGAAAACUCCCAAAAAUAUGAAAGGCACUGAAAACAUUUGUAGGAACAUUUCUAUAAUUACAACAAUAUAAUUCUUCCCCCCUGAAAAUCGUUUUGGACAAUGGGAAGGAGUUUAGCUUUUUGCUCUUUAACUUGUUCCCACUAAGGACUCCUGAUGUACCUUAUUUAAGAGAGGACUAAUAGCUUUUAAAAUGUCAAAAAAAAUGUGUGUUUAGUUUAGAUCCUUAUAUAAUAAUUCCAGCCUAGUUGUAAGAAUAUGAUAUCAUUUUUAUAAGCAAAUCCUAUUUUUCUGACAUCCAUACCAUACCACUUUAAAGCCACAAUAGCAGAAGCUGUCCAAACAGUAGCAAACAACAAAGGGCAUUAAAUCAAAACGUGAAGGUCAUUCAGCUGAGAUCAUUCAAAUAACUACGUUGUUGUGUGAAAGGGGAACUUACAUUUGAAUGUAUUGCUUACAGUAUAUAAUUGGCAGGAAGAAGUAUGUUGGAAAUGUUUAUUUAGAUUCCUUUAACUUCAACCUUUGUGUUUGUGUGAAAAGAGAGAGACAGAAAGACUGGCGGAAAAUAAAUAUACUAUAUAGUAUAAUAA